Messenger RNA from Mercenaria mercenaria, 441 nucleotides. Its product is annotated as ribonuclease Y-like. NCBI's taxonomy places the organism in Eukaryota, Metazoa, Mollusca, Bivalvia, Venerida, Veneridae. Bases 1 to 441 code for a protein of 146 amino acids. The record is from RefSeq and is a predicted model, not a curated record. The transcript has a single exon.
AUGUUAGAAAGAAAGCAAGAACUUCAAGAGCUUAUUGAGUUCGAAGAACUCCAACACAAACAUUUGAAGGAGGAGGAACAGCAACGCAUAAUAGAACUAGAGUCGCAGAAAGCGAUGUUAGAUACAUUGAUCAGUAAAGAAAGAGAAAUGACAGCCAGAGAAAAGAAAUUAAAAGAAACUGAGAAAGAAGUUGAAGAAAAGUUACAGAAGCAUAAGCUUGCAGAAAGGCAAUUACAAAAGGAAGAUGUUAAAGUGAUACAUAUGGAGACUUUUGAAGAAAUAAUGACAAAACGGCAGGAAAAAUUGAAAAAGAGGGAAACAGAAUUAAAGCAGAAAGAACAGAUGUUGAGUAGAGUAGUAGAAGUGAUAGUUGGAAAUGAUGCGAAAAGAGAAACAAUAGUGCAGAAAAAAAACAGAAAUAGGUCACUUCUCCGGUUCUAG